AUGUCCCAGUUCCUCGACCACAAAGGUCUGACAAGUGCGGGCCUUGUCCCGGACAUUGUGGUUUUCGGCGCGAUGAUCUCCGCCUAUGCUAGGUUGGGCGACAUGGACGCUGCCGAAGAUUGGCUGCGACAAGCAGUCGACGCCGACCUGUCUCCAAAUCUGCUCAUGUACAAUGCGAUCAUCAAUGGCCAUGCCAACAACGGUCACCUGCAAAAGGCAGAAGGGCUCCUCCAAGAGGUGAUGGCGAAGGGUUUGGUGCCCGAUGCUGUAACUUACACUGGCUUCAUCACAGCCCAUGCCAGACGGGGAGAUCCGGAGGCAGCAGAGCGUUGGUUCUUCGCGAUGAUGGAGAAGGGGGUCCGGCCUGAUCGCUAUGCUUAUGAAGCGCUCCUUAGUGCUUGGGCGAAGAAGGGCAACUUUCAGCGGGUGGAGGAGUUUCUGCAGCACAUGACGGAGGCCUCCAUCCCGCCAAAUGUCAUCAGCUACACUUCUGCAAUGGACGCCUGUGCAGCUUGUCGUGAUCGGUCAAGGCCAAGCUUCCUUCCAGAGCCGAAGUUUGGUUCCGACAUCUACUCCAGCAUCAAGGUGCGGCGGAGCAUCCGGAUAAGGCAAGAUCUUGUGCAGGGCUACCAGGCCGUAUCGGAGCAGGAAGCAUUCGAAGACGACGACUACGACUGUAUAGCAUACUCAUCAACGGAUAUGCUUUACAAGGAAUGGGCAGACAGCCGAGAUGCACUUGACAUGUUCUGUGAUUUCGCAGGUCACUCGUUGAGAUCUAAUCAGGCAAUAGAGGAGGCCAACAACUGUUUUCAUGUGGCUUGCAACAUCGAGUCGGUGGCCAGGAUGUCCAUGUUCCGGCUGUUCCUCGCAGCAUCUUUGCAUCGAUCCGUGGCGGAGUUCGUUCUCGAUGUAGGCGCUCCACGCACGGGCACGCAAAGCAUGUGGACAGCCAUGAAGAUGCUUGGCCUGAACACCUUGUGGAGCGGAUACUAUUCUAGCUUCCGCGUCCCCUUCUGCCAAUACCUCAUGGAGAAAGACGUCCCUUUUCCAGCAGAGCUGCUUCAGGGAUUCGAAGGAGCCAUGGACGAGCCGUUCCACCUCCUCUACGAGGAAGUUUUGCGCGCAUACCCGGAUGCAAAGUUUGUGUACACUCUUGCGGAUCCCGAGACAUGGUAUGAUAGCUACAUCAACUUCUACGAUCACCUCCCUCAUGGGUAUUUUGGAACAGGUGACCGUCACGCUCCGCCGGUUAUCCAUGUCAAAGAGCCCAUGAAUCGCAUGGUGGCGUUACAAAAGGCUAAGGCCGGACAGGAUCCGCCGAAGAACCCCAAUGACGUCGACAACAUGGCCCCAGGGUUAGCGGCAGAAUUUUGGGAAUGCAACUCUGUCCAUGACUGGGGCUGCCGUUUUGAGAAUCUGGACGAUCGCAACGAUCCAGAGGUCCGGCAGCGAUGUUUGAAAGGAUUUCAACAACACAAAGAGAAGGUCUUCCGUACCAUUCCCAAAGAGCGCCUCCUCGUCUUUAACCUCUCGGAUGGCUGGACACCUUUGUGCGACUUCCUGGGCAAGCCCGUUCCAGAUGAAGCAUUCCCACGUGUGGACCGCUUCGAGUUGCUCCCAAAAGUGGCACCCACGACGGGCGUGUCCCUCGUGCAGCGUCAUGCUGAACGCCUACGCCGCAAAGACGAGCUCUGA
Molecule: messenger RNA, 1695 nt
Organism: Symbiodinium sp. CCMP2592
Lineage: Eukaryota; Dinophyceae; Suessiales; Symbiodiniaceae
Source: the annotation of a GenBank genome assembly